CUUCAGCGACAUUAGAAGCAUUCCAUUAGCUUUUUUAUUUUUGCUGUGUGUCUGCAGAAAAAAAUUCAAUCUUUCGUCGGAAAAUUAAAGCAGAGUUCGUUUUUAGCUUUUGCUGAGAAGCAAAGAGAUCAAUUAAUUAGUAUUUUUUUUUUUCUUUUUUUCUUCUAACAUCAACUGGUGAUGGCGGUUGCGCCGGCAAGAGCUCGUUCAGACUAUGAUUACCUCAUCAAGCUUCUUCUCAUCGGCGACAGCGGUGUGGGGAAGAGUUGCUUGUUACUGCGUUUCUCUGAUGAUACUUUCACUACAAGUUUCAUUACUACCAUUGGGAUUGACUUCAAGAUAAGAACUGUUGAGCUUGAUGGGAAGCGUAUCAAAUUGCAGAUAUGGGACACUGCUGGUCAAGAACGUUUUAGAACUAUUACUACAGCUUAUUACAGGGGAGCUAUGGGUAUAUUGCUUGUCUACGAUGUAACGGAUGAAUCUUCUUUCAACAAUAUUAGGAACUGGAUGAAGAACAUCGAGCAACAUGCCUCAGAUAACGUCAACAAAAUAUUGGUCGGUAACAAAGCUGAUAUGGAUGAAAGCAAAAGGGCUGUUCCAACAGCAAAGGGCCAAGCUUUGGCUGAUGAGUAUGGAAUCAAAUUCUUUGAGACGAGUGCAAAAACAAACCUCAAUGUCGAAAAUGUUUUCCUUUCAAUCGCGAAAGACAUAAAACAAAGGUUGACAGAAACCGAUACAAAGGCAGAGCCACAAGGCAUCAAGAUCACUAAACAAGAUACUGCUUCCUCUUCUUCUACAACUGAGAAGUCAGCUUGCUGUAGUUACGUUUAGGAGUAUGAUCGCUCUUUUUCGCCUGCACUGGUCUUUACUGUCUUGCCAUCUUUUUCAUCUCUUACGUCUCAAAUCAGAGAUAAUUCUCAUGUUGUUACCUAGAACGAGUAGGAAAAUCUCAUUGAUGGCUGUGAUCUUUAUGUCUAAUUUGUUAUCUCCAUAAUUCCUGUACAAUGAUCUUCCUGAUAUGGAAGACUGUGUUGGUAAAAAAACUAUGUUAAAGACUUUGAAUUUAUGAAAAAUGAAACUGUUGUAGUGUGUAUAA
Messenger RNA from Capsella rubella, 1096 nucleotides. RefSeq names its product ras-related protein RABE1d. Lineage: Eukaryota; Viridiplantae; Streptophyta; Magnoliopsida; Brassicales; Brassicaceae. The coding region runs from base 181 to 831 and encodes 216 amino acids. Gene Ontology annotation, molecular function: GTP binding; GTPase activity. The record is from RefSeq and is a predicted model, not a curated record. Gene Ontology annotation, biological process: regulation of exocytosis; protein secretion. The transcript is spliced from 8 exons. Gene Ontology annotation, cellular component: plasma membrane.